Molecule: messenger RNA, 1495 nt
Organism: Pogoniulus pusillus (Red-fronted tinkerbird)
Lineage: Eukaryota; Metazoa; Chordata; Aves; Piciformes; Lybiidae
Gene: SPC25
Product: SPC25 component of NDC80 kinetochore complex
Exons: 7
Coding region: 243-947 (234 amino acids)
Biological process (GO): chromosome segregation
Cellular component (GO): Ndc80 complex
Source: RefSeq, a predicted model, not a curated record
GCCCGGGAGGCGGGAAGCGGGAGGCUCUGGCGGUUUGAAAUCGGGUGGCUGCGGGCGGCCUCGGGCUGCCCUUCUCCGCCCGCUGCCCUUCUCCCCGGGCAGGGUCCCUGCCUGCGGGGCUUGGCAAGUACCGCUGCGGAGCUCUGCUGCUUUGCGGGGCCGCAGCAGCCCGCUCGCCGCCGAUAGUGUCCUGUGAGACGGAGAAGAAGGAAACUCCGCCUGCCCGUCGGCCCGGCCUCACUAUGCCUGAUACUAAGACUGAAGAUGAAAUAAUCUCCUUAGAAAGGGAAAUGAAAGAGUUUUGGACCAAAUUAAAAAGCGUUUAUGGCUCGGAACAGAUCAGUCAGUCUUUAGCACUGAAAGAUUCCUGCAAGGAGUCCAUAAAAGUGCUUUCAGAGAAAUGGUCUAAGAAGCUGAAAGAAGAGGACUUGAUGAUUGAUAAAAUCAAUGAGUAUAGCAGUGAGAUUCUCUGUCAGAGCCAACGUGCAUCAGAAACUCAGGAGCGUCUGACAGAAAUCAAAUCCAGCCUAAAUCAGGAAAAAGAGAAAAACAAGGACUUGACUGACAGCAUCCAAGAACUUAAAGAAGAGUGUGAGAAGAAAAAGGAAAUAAUAUCUUCUAAAAGCAAAGCUGCAGAGGAGAGAGUGGAACGACUAUGCUUGUGUAAGAAACUGUUUGAGGAGCGGCUUGGAUUGGAGAUACGCAGAAUUCACAAUGAGCAAUUACAGUUCAUAUUCAGACAUAUUGACCACAAAGAUCCUGACAAGCCAUAUCUGUUUACUCUUUCCAUAAAUGAACAAGGAGAUUACGAAGUGACUUCCUGUACUCCUCCUCUGGACUGCAUAGAAGAGUUCCAGCUCAAAGUGAGAGAAACUAACAAUUUUUCGGCAUUUGUUGCCAACAUCAGAAAAGCUUUUGUUGAUUUAUCUCAUAAACAGUCUGCAUAAAACUAGCUUUAUACCUCUUACCAGCACUGUACAGCACUCCCUUUUAUUGUGAAAAUAUGUGUGUAUCCCUGUCUUACUCUACUCUGAAUAAAAAGUCCUCACACCAUUUUAGGCCAUUGAUGUCUAGAUAAAUUUUGGAUCAUUCUUAAUGGAAAUUGUUGAUUAUACUCUUUUAUCUGAGUGUCUCUAGACAUGCAAAGUGAUCCAGUAGCAAAUAGCUUAAUGGAGUAAUGAUCAUUAUUUUAGUAUCUUCCUGGAGCAGCUAACUAAAGUAUGUGAUGUAAUUUAUCUCUUCCAAAAGCACAGAACUGUGUUCCAGGUUUUUAUGUGGUUGGGAAAAGCCUGAAACCUACCCUUCAGGUACCACUAUCUUAGUAUUUACCCUGUCUUGUACUUCCAAUGUUCCCACUCAUUUUCAUUCAUGUCAAACAUUGUUUUUCUGUAAAUAUUUUACUGCCUCUUUCUGAUUGUCUGUAUGCCCAUUUAUCUUGUUAGUAACAAAAUCAUUUGAUGUGCAUGCUGCUCUUCAAUAAAGCUCUUACUAGGAA